GGUAACUUCCGGGUUUGGAAGGGAGGCUUGUGCACGUGUGGUACUCGCCUUGGGCCCUGGAUCACCGCUGGCCCGGCUGAACUGGGCGUUCAGGCCUAAAGAUGAAGGCGAGGAGGAAUAAAAAACAGGUCCCAAGCUUCCGCAAGUUAUUAAAAACUAGUAAAGUCAAACUUGAAAACAAGCUAAAAAAUAAGCAAUUUAAACAACAAAGCACUCUCAAGAAGUACCGGAAAGAACAGAGGAAACUAAGGCAAGCUGUAAAAGAUGCUGUUUCUAAGAAACCCAUUCCAUUGGAAGACCCAAAGGAAAAACGACCAGUCAAAAGGAUUGAGAGGGAAGAGGAAGAAGAAGAAGAAGAAGCCCUUCCCUUAGAUAUGAUGGAUGAAGAUGACCUACAGUUAAUGAAGGAUUUAGGACAGAGAGCAUCUUUCCUAACAAGAGAUCUUUCUUCUAGUGAGCCAGUUCAUGCCAAGAAACGGAAGAAAGAGCAUGUUAUAGAUAAAUAUGAAAAAAUACCAAGAACUCUGCAAACAGAACCUGAGAAGGAACUGAUACACUUGCUUCCUAUCAAAGAUAAAAGCGGUAUCAUCCCUCAGACCCGGGAGAAGCCAGCUGUUGACAUUAACAAAGAUGAAGAGGAUCAAGAAGAAGAGAUGGAAGAUAACGAAGAGACAGCUGAAGAGCCUAUUCGAGAGCUGACUGUAGAAGAACAUCUGAUUGAGAGAAGGAAGAAACUCCAGGAGAAGAAAAUACAUAUUGCAACCUUGGCUUCUGCCAUCCUGUCAGAUCCAGAAAGUAAUAUUAAAAAACUGAAAGAACUGCGUUCCAUGCUCAUGGAACAGGACCCAGAUGUAGCUGUUACUGUGCGGAAGCUAGUGAUAGUUUCGUUGAUGGAGCUGUUUAAGGAUAUUACCCCUUCAUACAAAAUCCGGCCUCUCACAGAAGUUGAGAAAUCUGCCAAGAUGCGAAAAGAAACCCAAAAGUUACGAGAAUUUGAAGAAGGCCUUGUUAGCCAGUAUAAAUUUUAUUUGGAAAAUCUGGAGCAAAUGGUUAAAGACUGGAAGCAAAGGAAGCUGAAGAAAAGUAACGUGGUGUCCUUAAAGGCUUACAGAGGACUUGCAGAAGUGGCUGUGAAGAGCCUGUGUGAGCUGUUGGUGGCACUACCUCACUUUAACUUCCACAACAACAUCAUCGUGUUGAUUGUCCCUCUCAUGAAUGAUACCUCAAAAUCGAUAUCUGAAAUGUGUUGUGAGGCUGUAAAGAAACUUUUUAAACAAGAUAAAUUAGGUCAAGCUUCUCUUGGUGUAAUUAAAGUGAUUUCUGGCUUUGUGAAGGGCAGAAAUUAUGACGUUAGGCCAGAGAUGUUAAAAACAUUUUUGUGCCUAAGAAUUAAAGAAGUGGAAGUAAAAAAAGACACAGAGGACAUUAAUAAACCAAAAAAGUUCAUGACUUUCAAGGAAAAAAGAAAGACUCUAUCAAGAAUGCAAAGAAAGUGGAAGAAAGCAGAAGAGAAACUAGAGCGAGAGCUUCGGGAGGCAGAAGCAUCAGAAAGUACUGAGAAGAAACUUAAACUGCACACAGAGACUUUGAAUAUUGUAUUUGUAACCUACUUCAGAAUACUGAAGAAGGCCCGACGGUCACCUCUCCUACCUGCAGUUCUGGAAGGUCUUGCCAAGUUUGCUCAUCUUAUAAAUGUGGAGUUUUUUGAUGAUUUGUUAGUAGUUCUUCACACACUCAUUGAGUCUGGUGACUUAAGCUAUCAAGAAAGUCUUCACUGUGUCCAGACUGCAUUUCAUAUUCUUUCUGGACAAGGUGAUGUUUUAAAUAUUGAUCCAAUGAAAUUCUACACACAUCUGUACAAAACACUGUUCAAGUUACAUGCAGGUGCAACCAACGAAGGUGUUGAGAUUGUUCUCCAGUGCCUGGAUGUCAUGCUUACCAAGCGCAGAAAGCAAGUGUCCCAGCAGCGAGCCCUGGCCUUCAUCAAGCGCCUCUGCACACUUGCUCUUCAGGUUCUUCCAAACUCAGGCAUUGGCAUUUUAGCCACUGCCAGAACAUUAAUGCAUACUUUCCCGAGAGCAGACCUGUUGCUGGAUAGUGACUCUCAGGGAAGUGGAGUGUUCCUCCCAGAGCUAGAUGAGCCGGAGCACUGUAAUGCACAGAACACGGCCCUUUGGGAGCUGCAUGCGCUGCGGAGGCAUUACCAUCCCAUAGUGCAAAGGUUUGCAGCCCACCUCAUCGCUGGAGCCCCUUCGGAGGGCUCUGAAGCACUCAAACCAGAGUUGAGCCGAAGAUCUGCAGUUGAACUUUUUGAGGCUUAUAGUAUGGCAACAAUGACAUUCAAUCCUCCUGUUGAGUCUUCAUACUCCAAAAAGAAGGAUAAGGUUUUACAAGGGACUCCAUUUUUGAAUGAAGAUUUAAAUCAGCUAAUCAAAAAAUACUGCAAUGAACUUCCUGCUCCCUCCUCUUUGGAUUUCACCAAAUAUUUGAAAACAUCACUCCAGUAGUACAAAAAAGCAGCAGCAGUGGAUUUUUUUGUAUAUAUGUACUUGUGUAUAAGCAGCUCUUAAGUGGUUAACUUGGGGAUUUUUCAUUUUAUAUGAGGAAAACUUCCUACGAAGGAUGCCGUUUCCAGGGACAGGGCUGGGCCCCAUGUGUGAAAUAUUUCACUGAGAGAAUUGAAAACCUGUUUUUACUCCAGUUUUGGAUGUCUGUUUCUUAAUGAAGUGUUUCUUUUGUGUGUGUCAGUAUGGAGCUUGAACUCAGGACCUGUGUGCUCAAUCCCUGAGCUCAAGA
Messenger RNA from Dipodomys ordii (Ord's kangaroo rat), 2796 nucleotides. It is a transcript of the gene Noc3l, whose product is annotated as nucleolar complex associated 3 homolog (S. cerevisiae). The record is from RefSeq and is a predicted model, not a curated record. The transcript has 21 exons. NCBI's taxonomy places the organism in Eukaryota, Metazoa, Chordata, Mammalia, Rodentia, Heteromyidae. Gene Ontology annotation, biological process: DNA replication initiation. Gene Ontology annotation, molecular function: chromatin binding. Bases 102 to 2507 code for a protein of 801 amino acids. Gene Ontology annotation, cellular component: nucleolus.